CUGGAAUGCUUCGUGGGAGGCUGGAUCUGGGUUAGUUUCAUCAGCUGUGGGAGGGAAACCUAGUUGCGUCAGGGUUAUAUUGUGCAGGUUUGGGGUGCUAGGGGUGGAGAGUGAUAUCUGGCAGUGAAAUCUGAUCCUUCAAAGGAGGGUGAGAACCAUUUCUCUGCUGCUCUGGCGAAAUCUAGGCGGGACGGUGAGACAGUUUAACGCUUUGGAAGUAAACAAACCUGAUUCCCUUUUACAGACACGGAAAGAGGGGUCACUGAACUGACGGCUGGAAGAGGAAGAUGCCUAGUUCGGACCUUCUAAUGUUGAAGGCCUUUGAGCCCUACUUUGAGAUUUUGGAAGAAUAUUCCACAAAAGCCAAGAAUUAUAUAAAUGGGCAUUGCACCAAGUAUGAGCCCUGGCAGCUAAUUGCAUGGAGUGUUAUGUGGACUCUGCUGAUAGUCUGGGUUUAUGGGUUUGUCUUCCAGCCAGAGAGCUUAUGGUCAAGGUUUAAAAAGAAAUGUUUUAAGCUCAUCAGGAAGAUGCCUAUUAUUGGUCGCAAGAUUCAAGAAAAGUUGAACGAGGCCAAGGAUGAUAUUAGGAAGAUCACGUCAUUCCUGACAGUGGACAAAGAUUAUGUGAAAGCUCUGCCCUCCAAGGGUCUGAGCUUGCCUGCAGUUCUGGAGAAACUCAAGGAGUACAGCUCUAUGGAUGUCCAGUGGCAAGAAGGGAGAGCCUCUGGAGCAGUGUACAGUGGGGAGGAGAAUCUCACUGAGCUCCUUGUGAAGGCUUAUGGAGAUUUUGCAUGGAGUAACCCAUUGCAUCCAGAUAUCUUCCCAGGACUUCGUAAGAUAGAGGCAGAAAUUGUGAGGAUAACUUGUUCCCUGUUCAAUGGGGGACCAGAUUCCUGUGGAUGUGUGACUUCUGGAGGAACAGAAAGCAUACUGUUGGCCUGCAAAGCUUAUCGAGACCUUGCCUUAGAGAAGGGAAUCAAAACUCCAGAAAUUGUGGCUCCCCAAAGUGCCCAUGCUGCAUUUAACAAAGCAGCCAGUUAUUUUGGGAUGAAGAUGGUGUGGGUCCCACUGACCAAGGUGAUGGAAGUGGAUGUGCGGGCAAUGAGAAGAGCCAUCUCCAGGAACACUGCCAUGCUUGUCUGUUCCGUCCCACAGUUUCCUCAUGGUGUGAUAGAUCCUGUCCCUGAAGUGGCCAAGCUGGCUGUCAAAUACAAAAUACCUCUUCAUGUAGAUGCCUGUCUGGGGGGCUUCCUCGUCGUCUUUAUGGAGAAAGCAGGGGACAAGGUAUGCCAGACAGAAUUGCACUCUUACCUGUCCGCUUCUUCCCCUCAGUAUGGCUACGCCCCCAAAGGCUCUUCAGUGGUGUUAUACAGUGACAAGAAGUACAGGAACUAUCAGUACUUCGUUGAUGCAGAUUGGCAGGGUGGCAUCUACGCUUCCCCAAACAUCGCAGGCUCACGGCCUGGUGGCAUUAGUGCAGCUUGUUGGGCUGCCUUGAUGCACUUCGGUGAGAACGGCUAUGUUGAAGCUACCAAACAGAUCAUCAAAACGACUCGCUUCCUCAAGUCAGAACUGGAAAAUAUCAAAGGCAUCUUUGUUUUGGGCAAUCCCCAAUUGUCAGUCAUUGCUCUGGGCUCCCGUGAUUUCGACAUCUACCGACUAUUUAACCUGAUGACCGCUAAGGGGUGGAGCUUGAACCAGUUGCAGUUCCCACCCAGUAUUCAUUUCUGCAUCACAUUAGUACAUACCCGGAAGCGAGUAGCCAUACAGUUCUUAAAGGACAUCCGGGAAUCUGUCACCCAAAUCAUGAAGAAUCCUAAAGCAAAGACCACAGGAAAGGGUGCCAUCUAUGGCAUGGCCCAGGCAACCAUUGACAGGAACAUGGUUGUGGAAUUGUGCUCGGCCUACUUGGACAGUUUGUACAGCACAGACAUUAUAACCCAAGAUAGCCAGAUGAAUGGUUCUCCAAAACCCCACUGAGCUUGGAUCCUUUCUAGGGGCUUCUGGCCUUCAGAAGGUUCUGGGGGUAUGGAAGAGAUGGAAGAGGCCACAUACAACUUUGACAUCUGGUCUUGCUCCAUAGAGGACAACAAGAUAGACCACAAGACAGCUUGAUCCUCAGGAUUCUUGUUCCUCCUUUUGUCAUCCUUUUGUGGUUUUUAAUUUGAAGACCCUGAAGGAUCCCAUUAUGUUAUGAUUUUGCCCUUGUUUUAAAUGUUACCUUAGGAACUGUUUUAACCAUUUCCUUCACUAACCUCUCUGGCUUUCAUCUUCACUUAAUCAUUGCAUGGUGGUUCUGACCUGUCCUGAUUCCUUAGGGAAGCUGGGGUACAGUUUUUGAGAUAGCAAAAGUGUUUCUUUGUUAUCUCAGGCAGAUAUUUUGGGUAGUUAGAUAGGAAGCAUUUAUGUAACAGAUGUUUCCCCAGGUGAAUAUUAGAUGUACUCUAAGCAGGAGGCUUUUUCAGCCCUCCUCUCAAGAGUAGGUUAGCUGUCUCUCUUAGAAUCACUUUCAUUGCAACUCACUUUAUUUUUUCUGGGCACAGAUGGAACAAGCAGUUGUUUCCUGUUAUGCAGGACUGGAGUGGUCGAGCAUAUCUUCUCCAUCUCCCAAGGUGGGGUUUGGAGUAGUCCAUUGGUCCUCUUCUGUGCUUGUAGUGGACUCCCAUUUGACACUUUGUUGCCACCAUCUUUGGAGAUUCUUGUUUGAAUGGAUGCUCCCACUGGUUUGUUCUUGUUUCCAUGAGCUAGGGAGAGAACAUUGUUUCCAGAGAAUCUAGGACUUUCUGGCCAUGAUGCUGCCUGCCUGGAUUGGCAGUGGUCAGAGCACAUCGGGAUCCUCACCUGGGCGGGGGAUGAGCAGAAAGCAGGUCCUCUUCUAAACUUAUCUGAGCACCAGAGUAGAAUGAGCACCCAGGUUCAGUUAUGUGGUGUUGGCUGUCCCCUCCCCCACUGCUCGAAGCCAUCAUGUAAUGAGAAUAUGUUUGCUUGAAGGAACAGCUUGAAGCACCUUCACAAGUUGCCUUGACUUACAUUAGAUGGAUGUGAAGAGAUCGCAAGAGAGUCCCCAUAGCAAGGAAAAAUUUCUCUCACCAUUAGUGUGUGCUUUCUGCCUCUUCCCCCUUUCUUCAGCUUCCAAAGGUACUAUGUCAGUUUAGCCUCAGGUACUGGGCGCCUCUCAGCCUUGGCUAAAAGGGAGCAGAGUUAGAUGAGAUAAACAUUUUGGAAUAGGAAAGCAUGAUGGCAAGCAGCCAUUGGGGCCUAGGGCCUGGAAUUCCUUCAUAAGACUAGUUGCUCAGGGCGGUACAGGGACAGGACCAAACCCUGCACCCACUUCCUACCCUCUUCUCCCUUGCUUGGGGCCCUGGUCCAGGUUGGGCCGCUGUCCUGCUCUAAUGACAUCAUCUUGUGUGCCUUCCUCUUCAGCAGUGAGCAGUGAGCUAUUCCUGGCCAAGGCCCUAGGGGAAAUGGAUCAGUCUUUGAGGUUUCUGUUUGGGUAGGGGAGGUUCUUAGGACCAGUCAGGAGAAACUUUGUUCUGUUCCUUUCCCCUUCUCAGGGACUCCUGAAUAUUCAGCCUCUCCACACUGGUAUCCUUUAGCCUCUCCCACUGUGAAUGCUGGCCAGUAGAGCCAAGACUACCAGACUUUUCCUCAAGCUCCUUAGCAUGUUUGUCUGACAUGUUCUUUAGCACUGUACUUCUUACCCAAUAACUGGCCAUGUUAUUGUAGGGUUGGUGUGGUAUGUAUGUGUGUGUGUGUUUUCCUCCAGCUUGUUCUGCAGUGUCCUGUGGGUUCCAAGAGUGGUUAAUGUUUGUGUGUGUGUAUGUGUGUGUGUGUGUGUGUGUGUGUGUGUGUGUGUGUGUAUGUCAGAGGGAGAGGCUGAGAUCCUUAGGACAUGGGAGUCAUAUGUUUCCUCCCAGUUGCUGAACAGGCGGGCAUUUCCUUGAUAGAAUAGCUGUUGUUGGAGCUGUGCACGAAUCACCUCGGGUCUCUACUGCAUUCUGUUGGAGGAGACCCAGGGACCCAGAACCACCCAGCAGGAACCACUGUGACUUGCUGGUUGCUAACAUGGAGAAGCAUGUGCCCUAGAGUAUGCCAGUGCUUCCAGUCCUGGUCUCCCAGGACCAGACUCCUGAGCCACUCACUUCCUCUGUGCUGUGACAACAUUGGCGCCAAGGGGCAGUGGUGGUUUUCAAAAAGACCUACUGUAACCACUUUAAUUGUUAUGAUUAAGAGCCUUAGUUUGACUUAACACUUUUGCAGGCUUUUCACUUUGAGUGUAUUUGUGCGCGUGUGCAUGUAGUAAUACCUAAUCUGUGGCAGAGGUGGAGAUAAUAUCUUGAUAGUAUCAUGUUGCUAGCAGAUGUCACAUUGGCCUCUGCAAAAAAACCGUUGUGUUGUUUCUGCGUUAGAAAUAAGUAGUCGUGUGAUUAUACUGCCAUGUCACUUUUAACGUUAUCAGUUUUAUACUUGGAAAAUGGUACUUGCCUCUUUUAAAUCCUCUGUCUUCUCUAACCUCCUCCUUCCCAACUCAAUGCUCCCUUUCUGAUUGCAGCAAUAAUCCCUUGAAAAGCAAUUAAAUAAUUAAAUGUCCCCAAUUGUAA
Molecule: messenger RNA, 4600 nt
Organism: Galeopterus variegatus (Sunda flying lemur)
Lineage: Eukaryota; Metazoa; Chordata; Mammalia; Dermoptera; Cynocephalidae
Product: sphingosine-1-phosphate lyase 1-like
Biological process (GO): carboxylic acid metabolic process; sphingolipid catabolic process
Cellular component (GO): endoplasmic reticulum
Molecular function (GO): sphinganine-1-phosphate aldolase activity; pyridoxal phosphate binding
Source: RefSeq, a predicted model, not a curated record